This is a messenger RNA of Hevea brasiliensis (rubber tree), 3273 nucleotides long. Its product is annotated as probable galactinol--sucrose galactosyltransferase 6. Lineage: Eukaryota; Viridiplantae; Streptophyta; Magnoliopsida; Malpighiales; Euphorbiaceae. The record is from RefSeq and is a predicted model, not a curated record. Bases 434 to 3001 code for a protein of 855 amino acids. The transcript is spliced from 6 exons.
UCUCAACUUCAUCUAUACUAUAAUCUCCUGGGAUUUUCCUUACUACCCAACAUUAUAUUCAUUCACAUAUUUUUCAAAUUAACCAACAAACAAACACAACAACAACAACAUCAUCAUCGACAAUUCAUUUCAAGAAAAGCAGAAAAAUAAAAAGAGAAACAGCUUCUGAAACGAUCGAGACUUAAAAUUAAGAAGAAAUUUGGAGCAAUUUUCUCUCGAAAAUUUCACAUGUAAGAAUGCAUGAAAGCAGGAAAGAAAAAAUGGUUUAAAAAGUGCAGGCUCAAAUUUUGGAUUUGGUACAGCAUGGAUCUGAUGUGGCAGUCCAAUCUUCAGUUUGAACAAGCAACGACCGAGGAUUAGAUAUGCUCCGCAAAUAAAGCCUUCAACAAUUGGGCAGAAUCAAUAACACUACUUACAUAGAUUUACAAUAACGAUGAUUUCAAAUUCAUGUUCUUCCAGUGUUAAUCCGCAAUCCCUUCUUAUAAAUUUCACCCAUCUAUACCAUUUUCCUUCAAUUCAAUCAUUAUCCCCUUUAUUAACUAGAACUACAACAAUCAAGAAACAGCGCUCUCUUUGUAUUCCCAGGUUUUCUUCGCAUCGUGCAUUAUCUUUAUCGGCAUUUAAGAAAGAGGAUCAAUUAGACACAAUGACAAUCAAAUCGGCGGUUCGAAUCUUAGAUCGGAAACUAAUCGUGAAGGAUCGCACAAUCGUGACCGGAGUACCGGACAAUGUGAUAACAACUUCUGGUUCGUCCUCAGGUCCGGUAGACGGAGUCUUUCUUGGAGCAGUUUUCGAUGCGGUAAAUAGCCGCCAUGUGGUGCCUCUGGGCACUUUACGUGAAGUCCGGUUCAUGGCCUCUUUCCGGUUCAAGCUUUGGUGGAUGGCUCAGAAAAUGGGAGAUCACGGAAGGGACAUUCCUCUGGAGACGCAGUUUUUGCUAGUUGAGACUAAGGAUGGGUCCCACCUCGAAUCGGACGAUGGAAACGAAGAGAAUCAGAUCAUUUACACCGUUUUCCUUCCUUUGAUUGAAGGAUCUUUCAGAGCUUGUUUACAGGGGAACACGAACGAUGAGCUCGAGCUUUGUUUGGAAAGUGGUGAUGAGGACACCAAAGCGUCGUCGUUUACACAUUCUUUGUUCAUUCACGCCGGUACGGAUCCGUUUGUUACGAUUACCGAUGCGAUAAGGGCGGUUAAGUUGCACUUGAAAACUUUCCGUCAACGGCACGAGAAAAAAUUGCCUGGGAUCAUUGAUUAUUUUGGGUGGUGCACCUGGGACGCGUUUUACCAGGAAGUGACUCAAGAAGGGGUCGAGGCUGGGCUUCAGAGUUUAGCCGCAGGUGGGACCCUUCCAAAAUUCGUGAUCAUUGACGACGGAUGGCAAUCAGUUGGUGGUGACCCACCAGAGGAAGCCAAAUCCAACGAUCAAAAAGUGAACAAACAGCAGCCGUUGCUUAGGUUGACUGGGAUCAAAGAAAAUUCGAAAUUCCAAAUGAAAGAUGAUCCAAUGGUGGGGAUAAAGAAUAUAGUAAACAUAGCGAAACAGAAGCACGGGUUGAAAUACGUUUACGUAUGGCACGCGAUCACAGGAUACUGGGGUGGGGUCCAUCCAGGAGUGAAGGAGAUGGAGAGAUACGACUCGUUGAUGAAAUAUCCGAUGGUGUCAAAAGGGGUGACAGAGAAUGAACCAACAUGGAUGAAUGAUGCAAUGGCAGUGCAGGGAUUGGGGCUUGUGAAUCCAAAAAAUGUGCACACAUUUUACAAUGAGUUGCAUAGUUAUUUGGCGUCUGCGGGUAUAGAUGGGGUUAAGGUGGACGUGCAGUGCAUAUUGGAGACGCUGGGCGCUGGUUUGGGAGGAAGGGUGGAGUUGACUAGGCAGUAUCAUCAGGCUCUUGAUGCAUCUGUGGCUAAGAACUUCCCGGAUAAUGGGUGCAUUGCCUGCAUGAGCCAUAAUACUGAUGCUUUAUAUUGCUCGAAACAGACGGCAGUGAUGAGAGCGUCAGAUGAUUUCUUCCCGCGGGACUCAGUGUCACAUACCAUCCACAUUGCUGCAGUGGCUUACAACAGUGUUUUUCUAGGAGAAUUUAUGCAGCCUGAUUGGGAUAUGUUCCACUCCCUCCAUCCAGCUGCUGAAUAUCACGCAUCUGCUAGAGCCAUUAGCGGUGGCCCUGUCUAUGUCAGUGAUGAGCCUGGGAAGCACGACUUCAAGGUAUUGAAGAAGCUGGUCCUGCCUGACGGCUCAAUUCUUCGAGCCCGUUUGCCUGGCCGCCCUACCCGUGACUGUUUGUUCUCUGACCCCGCCCGUGAUGGUGUCAGCUUGUUGAAGAUAUGGAACAUGAACAAAUACACAGGGGUCCUAGGAGUCUACAAUUGCCAAGGGGCAGCUUGGAACCGCGUUGAAAGGAAGAACACAUUCCACCAAACGAAAUAUGAGGCUAUAACAGGAGCCAUAAGGAGCCGCGAUGUCCACCUCAUUGCUGAAGCAGCCACUGAUUCCAGCUGGAACGGUGACUCUGUUAUUUAUGGCCAUAGAACCGGAGAACUUACUACUCUUCCUUACAAUGUAUCAAUGCCGGUGUCACUCAAAGUUCUUGAGCAUGACAUGUUCACUGUAACACCCAUCAAGGUUUUAGCACUCGGAUUCAGCUUUGCACCCUUUGGGCUCAUAGACAUGUACAAUGCUGGUGGAGCCAUUGAGAGGCUUAAAUAUGAAGUGAAAGGAGGUGCGAAACUAUCAGAGUUUGAGGAAGGAUAUAAGGGUGAAAACAGUGGCGUAAGUGAUGAGAGAGUAGAAAAUUGCAACAGUGAAUUGGUUGGGGAAGUGUACAUGGAGGUUAAAGGGUGUGGCAGGUUUGGUGCUUAUUCGGCAACUAAACUAAAGAAGUGCAUUGUGGACUCAAACGUGGUUGAUUUUAUGUAUGAUUCAUCUGCUGGUUUGUUUACUUUUUGCUUGGAUAGCUUGCCUGAUGAAGGUAAACUUCAUGUCGUUAAGGUUGAGCUGUAGAUUAAUAUUGGUUUGGCUUCAUUCUUUUUAGCUUAGAUAGCUUGCCUGAUGAAGCUGGUAAACCUCAUGUUGUUGAGGUAUGAGUUGUAGUUUAUUAUGUAUUGGAUAGAUGCUAGGGAAUUCAGGAAUCAUUUUUCCCUUCAAUUUUCUUCCUUCUUUCAGGUCCAGGAGUUCAUAGAGUGAUGUAAUUUAUAGUUGGAAGGGAAUAACUGUAAACUAUCUGAACAUCAUCAACAUUCAUUUCAUGAUACUCUAAGCAUUAAGCUGCUAAA